This is a messenger RNA of Penicillium atrosanguineum, 1095 nucleotides long. RefSeq names its product Zn(II)2Cys6 transcription factor domain-containing protein. The transcript has a single exon. The record is from RefSeq and is a predicted model, not a curated record. Gene Ontology annotation, biological process: regulation of DNA-templated transcription. NCBI's taxonomy places the organism in Eukaryota, Fungi, Ascomycota, Eurotiomycetes, Eurotiales, Aspergillaceae. Gene Ontology annotation, molecular function: zinc ion binding; DNA-binding transcription factor activity, RNA polymerase II-specific. Bases 1 to 1095 code for a protein of 364 amino acids.
AUGUCUGGCAGACCGUCCAAUACACGCUCUAGGCAAAAGUCAUGUGUCGCAUGCGCCGGAGGGAAGCGGCGUUGCAACCGUCAAACUCCGCAGUGCUCACGAUGUCUCGCCCACGGACUGAAAUGCACCUAUAUCAGUCGACAACGGCAACAAACCCCUUCCAAGAUACAAUCAAUUGAUUCUACGUCUUCUUUAAGCUUUGAUGAUCUUCUAACCUUUCUCCCGCCUGAUGACUCUUUAUUCGAUGAUGUGGAAAUCCCUACAUCGUGGCUGACUCCGAGCCCUUAUCUCACCGUCCCAACAUUACUUCCGGCAGGUCUUUACCCAGAGUCCGCUGUCAUUGACAGAUGGUCCCUGAGUCAGGCGUUGCGGAGUAUAACGGCCUUCCCGCGCAUGUUUGCAUGCUUUCGGAAAACACCAUUUAUUCAUCAUCGUUUGUACGAUGCAUAUCUUCCAGAUGCCAUCCAAGAUGCCUUUACGGUCUCUUCGGCUUAUUGCAACAAGACAAUAGAGACCGAGGAUAUGGUAUUACGUAUCCUGGAAAACAAAAGCACGAAGCUCGUGAACCAGGACCAUCAAUCCAGUACAUUAGAGGAGCUUCUGGCAACGAUGCAGGCACUACUUCUCUUUCACAUCAUCCAACUCUUUGACGGUGACAUCCGGCAGCGCUCGCUAGCUGAACAGAACAUGGAUACACUCCGAGUCUUGACCAUGCAAUUGCAGGCCCGAGCGGCGGACCUAAACUCGACGCCAACGUGGCAAGAAUGGAUCUUUACAGAGAGUAUCCGCAGAACAAUUAUUCUCUCAUUAUUCAUUGAUGGGUUAUACUCAGCGCUAAAGAUGGGCACUUGCUCGAAUAUUCGAGCGUUGAGUGUUCUGCCCUUUACAUCUGGUGUUGCUCUGUGGGACUUGACAACGAGUGCUUCGUGGCUUUCCGAGUCGCGUGACUUGAGAUCAAAUAUUGUGCUCUAUGGGGAUUUCUCAAGGGCUUUUGAGAACGGACGGGUCUCGGGUAAACUGGACACUUUUCAGAAAUUGUUGCUAACGCCGUGUAUGGGUGAGAGAUAUAGAGAAGUGCUGGAGAUGGAGGCCUGA